AUGAAAGUAAUUUUCUGGAAUCUCAGAGGCCUUAGAAUAAUCAAGGUCAGAGAUAAACUUAGGAGUUUAGUAAAAUCUUUUAAUCCUUCUUUAGUUAUUCUUGCAGAACCAAAAGUUCACUAUUCUUCAGAUUUCUGUAAAAAGUUAAAGUUAGCAGGAAUGCAUUAUGAAGCCAUACACAAUUCAAGUAAUGGAGAUAAAGGUAAUAUAUGGAUUAUGUGGUGCUCAUCAAUUCAGAAACCAAAAUUUAUUCAUUCAUCGGAACAAUCAAUUACAGUGGAAGUAGGGGACUCUUUGAUUAUUGGUAUACAUGCAGCAUCUUUAACUGUUCAAAGAAGAAGCUUCUGGAAUGACUUGUUAACUAUUAGCAUUUUAAAUAAGCCAUGGUUAGUUAUGGGUGAUUUCAAUACUGUUAUGAAAGCAGAUGAGAAGAAGGGUGAGUUAAAACCUAUGUUGAUUUCAAUGCUGGAGUUUAACAAUUGCCUUCAUAGCUGUGGUCUGAUUCAAGCUCCAAAAAAUGGUCUGCAAUUCUCAUGGUCUAAUAACAGAGCAGGUAAAAAGAGGAUUAUUUGUAAUUUAGACAGAGUUGUAUUUAAUGAUAAAUGGCUAGAAAAGUUCUCCAGUUGGGGCUACAAAGUUGGUAGUAGAGGUGUAUCAGAUCAUAGUACCUUAUCUGGAGGUUCUGCUGAAAUUCCAAAACCAAUUAACACACCUUUUAGAGCAAUGAAAGUUUGGAAGUCUCAUCCUGAUUUCUUAAAAGUAAUUACUCAAUCUUGGGGGCAAUGUCUUGAAGGUAAUCCUAUUUUUGUGUUUAUGAGUAAAAUGAAAAGAAUGAAAAGGGAUUUGAAGGAAUGGAACUGGUUGGUUUUUGGGGAUGUGAAUAAGAAAUUGAAGCAGGUAGAGGAUGAACUAAUGAAGACUACUGUUGAAUCAGAUGAAGAUCCCUCAAAUACAACUCUUCUAAAUAAGCUCAUUACUGUAAGGGUCCAACAAGAAAUAUUACUCCAGCAACAAAAAGAGAUUAUACAUCAGAAAUCAAGAGUGAGAUGGAUAAAAGAUGGAGCUUCAAACUCAAGAUAUUUCCAUAUACAGAUGAAACUAAGGGAGGCUCAAAAUAUGAUUAUAGAACUUGAAAAUGAUGCAGGUAUAAUUAUUACUGAUACAAAAGAGAUUGCAAAUGAGCUGGUAAAACAUUAUGAAACAAAAUUCAAAUAUCAGGAGGUUGAUAUAGAUGAAAGUCUUUUUGAGUGUAUUCCAAAUGUUAUUACUAGAGAAGAAAACAUGAUGAUUAAUUCCAUUCCUUCUGAAGAAGAAAUCAAAGCUGCAGUGUUUGAGUUAAAUCCUGAGAGUGCACCAGGGCCAGAUGGGUUUGCAGUGAAGAAUGCAAAAACACCUAAGCAAUUCAGACCAAUUGGUCUCAUGAACUUCAGUUUUAAAGUUUUUACCAAAAUUUGGGCUAAAAGGUUAGAGAAGGUGAUUAACAAAGUAGUAUCUCCUCAGCAAGGAGCUUUUAUAAAAGGGAGAACAAUUCAAGAGCAAGUAGCACUGGCAUCUGAGAUGAUAAAUGAAAUUGACAUUAAGAGGAGAGGUGGAAACUUUGGUUUAAAACUUGAUAUUACUCAAGCAUAUGACUCCCUUAGUUGGAAAUUUUUAUUUCAAUCUCUACACAGCUUUGGUUUCUCAGAUGAAGUACUACAAUGGCUGCAAGUUCUAUUGAAAUCUGCAAGAGUAUCAGUAUUAGUCAAUGGAGGACCUUAA
Papaver somniferum (opium poppy) is the source of this 1758-nucleotide messenger RNA. RefSeq lists its product as uncharacterized. NCBI's taxonomy places the organism in Eukaryota, Viridiplantae, Streptophyta, Magnoliopsida, Ranunculales, Papaveraceae. Gene Ontology annotation, molecular function: catalytic activity. The record is from RefSeq and is a predicted model, not a curated record. The transcript is spliced from 2 exons. The coding region runs from base 1 to 1758 and encodes 585 amino acids.